CGAUGUGCAUUCCAACGAUUCGCUGCAACAAACGCGGAUAUAUUUCGUAGAGAUCGAGAAAACCGGAAACUACCCUGUAGACGGAUCCAACAGGUGUGAACCUUCGGUGAACUUAUUCUUUCGAUCGAUCCAUCCUAUUUCUUUUCCGAUCAUUUUUUUCUCUUUCUCUUCGUAUCUUUACCAUUUCUCUCAUUAGCUCUACUUGGAAAGUUACUAUUUUCGGCAAGAGAAUUCAAGAAAAUAAUCAGCGGUGGGGUCAAACGAAAGGAAUCUUAAAAAGGCCAAAGAAGUGGAACGAACUCGUCGAUCUACUCUCGUCGUUCAUCGAGGGACAGACCUCAAGGAUUUCGAUCUUUCCGUGUCUUUUAAAAGAUCAACGAUGAAUCUCGAAGAAUAUCGUAAACACGGAAAGGAAAUGGUGGAUUAUAUCGCCGAUUAUCUUGAAAAUAUUCGUUCGAGACGAGUAUACCCAGCCGUGUCACCAGGCUAUCUGAGAAACAUUCUACCUGCAUCAGCACCGGUCGAUGGGGAACCAUGGGAGGAUAUAUUUUCUGACAUCGAGAGAUGCAUUAUGCCAGGUGUAACUCAUUGGCAAAGUCCUCAUAUGCAUGCUUACUUUCCGGCACUGAACUCUCCGACGAGUAUGUUAGGCGACAUGUUGGCCGACGCUAUUAAUUGUCUCGGUUUCACUUGGGCUUCGAGCCCAGUGUGUACCGAAUUAGAAACGAUCGUGAUGAAUUGGCUUGGUAAGAUGAUAGGUUUGCCUGAACAAUUUAUGCAUCGGCCUGGUGUGAUGAACGGUGGCGGAGGUGUCAUCCAAACUACUGCAUCCGACUCCACUCUUGUCUCCCUUCUUGCGGCAAGAGCUCGUGCGAUUAGAGACGUUCAAGAAAGCGAACCCAAUGAAUCGAGCGCAAAUAUCAACUCGCGCCUCGUCGCUUAUUGUUCCGAUCAGGCGCACUCGAGCGUGGAAAAGGCUGGACUUAUCGGAUUAGUAAAAAUGAGGUACAUCGAAUCGGAUGCGGAUCUUAGCAUGAGAGGCGAAGCUCUUGAAAAAGCUUUGGCUCGUGAUCGAGCUGACGGUUUGCUUCCGUUUUUCGUGUGCGUGACUUUGGGUACAACCGGUGCAUGUUCCUUCGACAAUCUUAUGGAAGUGGGCCCGAUAUGCGAAAAGAAUGGUUUAUGGUUGCACAUCGAUGCUGCCUAUGCCGGAAGCGCCUUUAUCUGUCCGGAAUUUCGUGGUUGGCUUCAAGGAAUCGAAUAUGCCGAUUCUUUCGCUUUCAAUCCAAGCAAAUGGUUGAUGGUUCAUUUCGAUUGUACCGCUAUGUGGGUGAAAAAUAGCCAGGCUCUCCACAGAACUUUCAACGUGGAUCCUAUUUAUCUAAAGCACGAAAAUUCCGGACUCGCCAUUGAUUUCAUGCACUGGCAAAUACCGUUGUCAAAGAGAUUCAGAGCACUCAAACUUUGGUUUGUCAUCAGGAAUUACGGGAUUAGUGGACUUCAGAAGCACAUACGAGAGGGAGUAAGAUUAGCACAAAAGUUUGAGGCUUUGGUACUGGCUGAUCCACGUUUUGAAAUUCCUGCUACGAGGCAUUUAGGAAUGGUUGUAUUUCGUUUGCGAGGUGAGAACAACUCGACUGAAAGAUUGUUAAAGAAAAUGAAUUCUCGUGGUCGUGUGCAUUGCGUACCUGCUGCACUUCAUGGAAAAUACGUCAUCAGAUUCACUGUCACUUCGACCAAUACCACCAACGAGGACAUAUUGAAGGAUUGGGCAGAAAUAAGGAACACGGCUAAUGAAAUUUUAGGUGACAGUUCUGGUUCACCAGUAAGAGCAAGAGUUCCGUUGGCAGAUACGCGCGAGAAGAACGAAAAUUUCGGUUCCAGUUUGUUGUUAGCUAAUUCACCGAUGUCACCGAAGAUUGUUAAUGGCAGUUUCGCAGCCAUAUACGACGCCACCGAUGUUUUCGAGGAAUGCAUGAAGAACUUUGGACAGCUACGAGUCGAGGCAAAGGAUAGUCCAGAUUCUCGCAUGGAUCUCGUUCAAGGCUACGUGUGUUGUGGACGAUCAGCAGGACCAUCUACCGAUCUUCCUCAAAUGAAAGAGGACGAAGACGGUCUAGUCACCGUUGAAUCUACUAUAAGCAUCGACAAAAUCGACUCUACUUACAACGAUAUUUCUCGAGAGAACUCUAUGUUACUAUCGGAUCUUGAUGAAUCGUAUGAUAACAACUCGAAGAAGGAGAUAGCGAAAGCUCACUCGGGCUACGGAAUAGCUAAUGGUUCGGUUGUCAAGCAAGAAAACGAAGGUCAAGACGUUUCGUCCAUGCCAUCCGGGGAGAAGGGUAUACCUAGAAGCGAAACGAUCGGUGCGAUAGGACAUCGACCUUACACGGGUGAGCUCGUACCUUCACGUUUUCGAUCGGAGAAACCGAUCAAGGACAAAGAAGAGAUCGACAACGACGGUAGUGAUGACGACGUUGGUGACGAAGACGGCAGGCUCUGUCAAAAGUGUGGUCAUUCUUUCAAACCUCAGUAAAUCUCUCUUCCCUUCCUGUUAUUUUUUUUUUUUUUUUUUUGUUCAUCUCGUUACGAAACACGACGUAGAUCGUCGAUUUGAAGAGUCAUGAAAAUGUUAACGCGUGUAAGAUUAUCUUUUCGUUUCUAUUUGCUCUCUCUCUCUCUCUCCCUCUCUCACUAUCUCUCUUUCUCUGUCAGUCUAUUUAUCUAGCUAUCGCUAUCUAUUUAACUUUAAAUGGAUUUUUCGUCGUUCCUAAAUCGACGUACGAUCGUUCAAAUAAGCCGUAGAAGCAAACGAAGAAUAUCGAUUGCAGCAAUAAAACAUGUUGAAUGCCGUAGUUAGACGAAAAGCAAACAUCUCUCUCUUUUACUUUUAUUCUAAUGUACAUACAUACCCUCUCGUCCAUUCGCAAUGUUGAUCGUCAUUGAUCGAUUCCUGUAAGAGCGUGGAUAUUAAAUGUUUUGU
This is a messenger RNA of Vespa velutina, 2983 nucleotides long. It is a transcript of the gene Hdc, whose product is annotated as aromatic-L-amino-acid decarboxylase. Gene Ontology annotation, molecular function: histidine decarboxylase activity; pyridoxal phosphate binding. Gene Ontology annotation, biological process: L-histidine catabolic process; histamine biosynthetic process. The coding region runs from base 380 to 2536 and encodes 718 amino acids. The transcript is spliced from 16 exons. The record is from RefSeq and is a predicted model, not a curated record. NCBI's taxonomy places the organism in Eukaryota, Metazoa, Arthropoda, Insecta, Hymenoptera, Vespidae.